Messenger RNA from Aricia agestis (brown argus), 2607 nucleotides. It is a transcript of the gene Taf4, whose product is annotated as transcription initiation factor TFIID subunit 4. The transcript is spliced from 10 exons. Gene Ontology annotation, biological process: DNA-templated transcription; transcription initiation at RNA polymerase II promoter. Bases 439 to 2448 code for a protein of 669 amino acids. NCBI's taxonomy places the organism in Eukaryota, Metazoa, Arthropoda, Insecta, Lepidoptera, Lycaenidae. Gene Ontology annotation, molecular function: protein heterodimerization activity; DNA binding; RNA polymerase II general transcription initiation factor activity. The record is from RefSeq and is a predicted model, not a curated record. Gene Ontology annotation, cellular component: transcription factor TFIID complex.
UUUUGUCUACAGACGUUGUCGAGACUCGAGAGACGAGAACGCAUUUGUACGCGCUCUCGUUAAUCAAUCAGUGAAUUUUAUCCACUCGGUGUCGUCAUAAAACAACUAGUAAAUGCAAUUUAUAACCAACAUAAGGCUACAAGUUGCACUUGUUAAAAUAAAAGACAAAAAUAAGACAAGGACCAAUGUGUUAUUUAGUGUAAAUUUUAAAGCUCCAAAUUCUUUGGAUUCUUUUAGUUUACAAUUUACAUGUUACUCAAUCAAACAUAUCCAUUAGUGUUCCUUACGAUAGUGAAUCUAUAAAUACAUAAUCCCAUGCUGUGGAAAAUCCUAGUUUUAAUUGACCAUCGUUUCUCGCGCCCGUUAGUUUGUCUUCCGAUUCACACAUUUAAUUAAAAGCAAACGGCGUCUUCACUAUCUACGAACAAUACGUUUUCAAUGCAACCCCCUUUAGUUAUUAAGCAGGGGUCGAACGUGAGCCAGGUUGGCAUGCAACCUGGCAUGGUCACAGUGCCUAUGACAGUAAACUCAAGCAUGUCGGGUUCAAUACCGAACGUGAUGACCAUCAACAAGCCCGGCGCGCAGAACGUCGUGGUCACAUCUCAAAAUCUGGGCUCAGGGGCACCUGCUAUGAUGCCAAAUGUUCAGAUAUUGAAUAUGAGACCCGGAGCGCCUGGGGCGGUCGCCGCUCAGAAGUCCGUAGCGGCGGUGUCACCUCGAGUGGUCAUCGGGACACCACAAGUCGUCGGCACUAGAGCUUCUACACCCGGUAUAACACUGCAAACACUACAAAGUCUUCAGCAAGGGCAGCAGGGUCAUUUGUUGUUAAAGACUGAGAACGGUCAAUAUCAGCUGUUGCGGGUGGGGCCCGCUCCAGCUACUGGCAAUAUGACCACACCGCAGGCUCAGACGCUAAGACUGUCCACUGUGCCCGCACAUGCCGGUGUGCCAACGGUGUCAACAAGUGUGCCCCCGCAAGGCCACCAAGGCCAGAUGCCCGGGCUGCCUCAAGCGCCUGUUGCAACGCCUGUUGUGCCUUCCUCAGUACAAAGUGUUCAAACGGCCAUGCCACAGACAAUUCAGCCUACUGUAUCUACACAGAAACCACUGGACAACACGAAAGAGAAAUGUCGCAACUUCCUCGCAAAUCUUCUAGACCUGUCAAGUAAAGAACCAAAAAGCGUAGAAAGAAGUGUGAGGAGUCUCAUCCAGGAGCUGAUUGAUGCUCAAGUGGAACCUGAAGAGUUCUGUGACCGCCUCGAGAGACUGUUGAACGCUAGCCCACAACCCUGCCUUAUUGGUUUUCUAAAGAAAAGUUUGCCACUGCUGCGUCAGUCGCUUGUGACCAAAGAGCUGGUGAUAGAGGGCAUCAACCCGCCGUCGGCACACGUGGUCUUCCCAAAUAUGCCGUCCGGAACACAAAAUGUGGUGGCCGCUACCACCAAUGUGCAAAUGCCGAAAAUCCCUGCCAAACCUGGCAGCGCUAUAGCCGUGCUGCAAAACAUACCGGUGCAUGCUAAACUGAAUGUGUCGAAGGUGGGAAAGACCAUGACGGUGAACAGUAAGGCUGGGUUCAGUAGACCCACGGUGACGUCUGCAGGGUUAGCUACGGUGUUGACCGGCAAGUCCAUACUGAAAGAGAAGGAGAAGAAAUCAGCCAUUAGCUACUCGCAGCCGUUUGCUGAUGAUAAAAUGGCGGGCGAUGACGAUAUCAACGACGUGGCGGCCAUGGGUGGAGUUAAUUUGGCGGAGGAAAGCCAGAGAAUACUCGGCUCAACCGAGCUCAUUGGGACACAGAUAAGGUCCUGUAAAGACGAGUACCUAGUGCCGAUGAGUCUGAUGCAGGCACGGAUCAAGGCUGCCGCUGUCAGACACGGCCUAGAGGAGCCCUCCCCAGAAGUGGCGGGUAUAGUCAGCCACGCGGUACACGAACGAUUAAAAACGAUUGUAGAGAAACUAGCUGUGGUGGCACAGCAUAGGAUUGACAUGAUCAAGACGGAUCCGCGUUACGAAGUGACACAAGAUGUGAAGGGGCAGAUAAAGUUUCUGGAAGAGUUGGAUCGCGUUGACAAGAAGAGACGCGAAGACUCCGAGAGGGAAAUAUUGCUGCGUGCUGCUAAGUCGCGCUCCAAGAACGAAGAUCCGGAACAAGCGAAGCUGAAGGCUAAGGCAAAGGAGAUGCAACGCGCUGAAUUGGAGGAGCUUCGUCAGCGAGAGGCCAAUCUCACGGCGCUACAGGCCAUAGGGCCGCGCAAGAAGCCGCGUAUUGACGGGCCGGCAGAGGCCGCUAGCUCCGGCAACUACAGCGCUGGCGGAUUUUCCGGUCGCAGUCAGCUAGCUCUCCGCACGCGUCUCAAACGCAUCAACCUCCGAGACAUGAUAUUCCUGAUGGAGCAGGAGAGAGACACAGCACACUCCUCUCUUCUCUACCGCAGUUAUCUAAAAUGAUUUUAAACACGCGCGCACGGCGUACACAUAGUUGACCUAACAACGACAUAUUUUGAUGACGUUAUACGUAGGCCGAUUCCGCUAAAUAAUCGACAACCAGUGCAGCCUCGAUAGUAGUAUUUUAAUUUUAUUGUCUCUUUACAAUGAUACUAUACACCA